Molecule: messenger RNA, 1909 nt
Organism: Melospiza melodia melodia
Lineage: Eukaryota; Metazoa; Chordata; Aves; Passeriformes; Passerellidae
Product: arylacetamide deacetylase-like 4
Exons: 4
Coding region: 1-1215 (404 amino acids)
Cellular component (GO): membrane
Molecular function (GO): lipase activity; carboxylic ester hydrolase activity
Source: RefSeq, a predicted model, not a curated record
AUGGAACUUCUCUUGGCCAUUUUUCUUGCUGUUUUGACUGGUAUUGUGGCAAUUGCUUUCUAUUAUGAACACCCCAAAGCAGAAAUUCCUCAUGGAAUCAGUGAGCGCCGAAAGCUUUAUGUUCUUCAUUACUUAAUGAACUUUGGGCUUGGUCUGGCAACAUUUUUGGACAAAGUAGGUGUAAUCUCAGAGGUCCAUCUCCUCAGGGUUAUAAUGGAGACAAUACCACCAUUAAAGGAUAGUCGUCUUCUUAUCAAGGACUUAAGGUUUGAAAGGGUUAAAGUGAGAAUUUACCAGCUAAAAACAUCAAACAAAAACCUAAGAAGGGGAAUUCUUUAUUUUCAUGGAGGAGUUGGCCGGUUUGGAAGUAUCCGGGCCUACGAAAGAAAGUGCCGCUAUUUCUGCAGGAAGACCAAUUCCGUGGUGGUGUCUGUUGGGUAUCGUUUGGCUCCUGAGCACCCAUUUCCAGCCCAGUUUGAGGACUGUCUCACUGCUGCCAUCCACUUUCUGAGGACUGCACAAGACCAUGGAGUUGACCCUUCCCGUGUUGUCAUCUGUGGGGACAGCAGUGGAGGGACACUCACUGCUGCUGUUGCCCAAGCACUGGUGAACAGAAGAGACCUCCCAAAGCUGAGAGCACAAAUCCUAAUAUAUCCUUUUCUGCAGUGUGUGGACUUAAAUUUGCCUUCUUAUCAGCAGAACAAAGGAGUCCCCAUUCUGCUAAAGGAACGAACCCUUGUUCUUGGAUUGAAGUACGUUAAUGUGGACUUGGGCAUCAUUGAAGAAGUAUUUAAAGGCUGCCAUGUUUCAGAAGAUAGGAGACUGAAAUAUCAGAAGUGGGUGAGUCCUGACUACAUCCCUCAUGAGUUUAAAACAAGAGGUUACAAACCAAGUCCAACAUAUCUACCCUCAAAAGAAGUCUGUGAAGUCUCUGAGCCCAUGUUUGACCCUGUUUUUUCACCACUGUUGGCUGAAGACAGUGUGAUUGCUCAGCUUCCCGAGACUUUCAUUUUAACCUGUGAAUUUGAUGUGCUCAGAGAUGAUGGACUGCUGUACAAGAAAAGAUUAGAGGACCAUGGAAUAAAAGUGACCUGGUGCCAUCUGCAGGAGGGGUUCCAUGGAACAGUGUUCUUAGCACUUUUUGGUAAGGUGGUAGGAUUCCGCUCUGGAGCUAAAGGCCUGCAAAAGAUUGUAAGUUUUCUAAGACUGUUGUAAAAUUCCAUUUCUUGUUUUCUUUUUUUCUUUUCCUGAUUCCUUUCUCUUUUUGCUUACAAACUUAUUUUUUUAAAAUCCUCCAUUUUCCUUUCCUUAAAUCAUCACCUUAAAUUUCUGCAUUGCAUCUGUGUUCUUUCUACCCACUAAUUUGAUUGCAUGAUGGCCUUUGCUUAAUUUUCUCUCAGGAGAGGCAAAAUCAGGUGAAUUUACAUUUCUUUCCUCUGCCAGCUCUUCAGUUCUCUCUUGUAGCCAUUAAAGAUCUCAUCCUUAUAGCAUGGGGUUUGCAAUGUGGUCUGGUUCAGUGAAGUUCUGGUACUAUCAGAACACAAAACCACAUUUGAAAACAAGCUGGGGCAGGUAAUAGGGUGUGGAUCUACAGGAUCAGUAUAUAAAGAGUAUGGUUGAAGACUUAAGAAAGCCUGUAUCUGGUGAGAGCUCAAUUUGAGACAAGCUUAAAAAGAACUGAAUGUAGCAGGAUAAAUGUAAACAUAGACAGAAAUGAAAGAAGGGGAAGAGAAGGAGAGGAAGAGAGGGAAACGGCUGGACUGGAACUACAGAUGUUAUAACAAGUAUUGGUUAAAGAAAACAACAUCUAUAAAAAAAAAUGCAUAUACAUUUUAUAUAUAGAUAAUAGAUACAUGGGAAUGUAAAGUAUUAUCAGUUCCUUUACAAAGUGUAGACCAGCACUGCCUGA